AGAAAAUUUAUCGUGCCUGACCUAUAAAAGUUCUCCAGUUUUUCUUUUCUUUUCAUGCAAAGCUAACAAACACUUCUUGUCCUCUUCUGUUAUAUUUUCUCUCUCUCUCGCCUGGGGUCUUUGUCUACUGUUGUCAAAGUGAUUCUGCAUGCUUCAGAUAUCUAUCUCUUUUUUUUCUUUUUUUUCCAAAUCUUCAGAUAUCUCUACGUAAGCUUCGCGGGAGCAUUGAUUUCAGCUUCAUCUGUUAAAAGCUCUGUUGCUACUGCUUUGUUUCGCGUGACUAUUUUUGUCUCUUCUUCUUCUGGAUAAUUCAGACUGAUCAUAUGAGCGACAUGCAUGGUCUUGAAUUCACAGCCCUAUUAGACUGAGAUUUACUGGCCAGUGAGUGAGGUCUUGUUAAGCUGUCUUUUUGUUCUCUGUUCAUUGGAGAACACCAAAGGCAGUUACUGUCUGCAGAUAUAUUAUGGAACAUGGUUUGCCAUCUAUGAAGUCGAUCAAAUCAUUGAAGUCAUUUGUUAAGAGAAGAAACAAUACUCAAGAUGUGGUAAAGGGUAAAUCCGGGUGGAAAGUGAAGCCCUUUUUGGCUCUCAUAUGUACAGCACUUUUGAUCUUUUGGUAUAAGACCACAAAUAUUCAAUUCGAAGAGACUGAGCUAGAGGAAGCUGAUUAUCCCUUUGAUAUGGCAGUGGAAUCUGAACCAGUCGAUGAGAAACUAAAAGGCUUGCCGCGCGGUAUCAUACAGUCUAGAUCAGACCUUGAACUAAAGCCACUCUGGUCUAGUAAUAGUUUGAGGUCAAAGGGUGUUGAAAUGACUAACCGCAACUUGUUGGCCGUACCCGUAGGCAUUAAGCAAAAGGGUAAUGUAGACGCUAUGGUAAAGAAGUUUCUUCCAGCGAAUUUCACGGUUGUUCUUUUCCAUUACGAUGGAAAUAUGGAUAAAUGGUGGGAUCUUGAGUGGAGUUCAAAGGCCAUACAUAUAGUCGCACAGAACCAGACUAAAUGGUGGUUUGCGAAAAGAUUUCUUCAUCCGGAUGUUGUAUCCAUUUAUGAUUAUAUUUUUCUGUGGGAUGAGGAUCUUGGAGUUGAGAACUUCACACCAGAGAGGUAUUUGAAGAUAGUUAAAUCAGAGGGACUAGAGAUAUCUCAACCAGCUUUGGACCGAAACUCGACUGAAAUCCACCACAAAAUCACACUCCGUUCCAAAACAAAGAAGUUUCAUAGGAGAGUUUACAUCAACAGAGGCACUAAGAAAUGUUCUAAUACUAGUGAAGAUCCUCCUUGCACAGGAUUUGUUGAAGGAAUGGCUCCUGUGUUCUCAAGAGCUGCUUGGUUUUGCACUUGGAAUCUCAUACAGAAUGAUUUGGUUCAUGGAUGGGGAAUGGAUAUGAAAAUAGGGUAUUGUGCACAGGGAGACAGGAAGAUGAAGGUAGGGAUCGUGGAUAGGGAGUACAUAUUUCAUCAAGGCAUUCAAACUUUAGGGGAAAGUGUACAUCCUGAGAAGAAGACCGCAGCUCGGGAUGGAAGAACAAACAGACGUGGCCAUACAACGUUUGAUUCGAGAACCUCGAUAAGGAGGCAGUCGACGUGGGAGCUUCAAAGGUUUGAAGAACGAUGGAAAAAAGCGGUGGAAGAAGACAAGAACUGGAUCGAUCCAUUUUCAUCAUCGAGCAGGAAGACGAAGAGCAAGAGCAGCAGCGUUGGUAACAGAAGACUAAUAAGGCGGGGUGGUAAUAGUAAUACUCAGCGCGUAAAGCAUAAGAGAAGUCGAGAGACAGCAACAGCAUAACACACCAACACAAGUAGCAGCAUGACGAAGACUUUUUAUACACGAACUAGAGAUGUGCUUACCUUUAUUGUAAUUAGGUUUAUAUUAUUAAAACUCAGUUGCUUAGGGAGAAAAUAAGCUUAUAUAACCUUUUUAAAAUUAAAAAUAAAAAAAUGGUUUUAUAAAUUAAUGUGAUUGGU
Molecule: messenger RNA, 1965 nt
Organism: Raphanus sativus (radish)
Lineage: Eukaryota; Viridiplantae; Streptophyta; Magnoliopsida; Brassicales; Brassicaceae
Exons: 17
Coding region: 464-1786 (440 amino acids)
Source: RefSeq, a predicted model, not a curated record